Messenger RNA from Acanthosepion pharaonis, 822 nucleotides. Lineage: Eukaryota; Metazoa; Mollusca; Cephalopoda; Sepiida; Sepiidae. The record is from the annotation of a GenBank genome assembly.
AUGGAACCAAAUUAUUUUGGACAACCAAAUUAUGAAAGAAAACCAGACAAAAAGAGGGACAUUUCAUCUUUCCAAACGUGGACAGACAAGGACGCACCUGUCCCUCUUCGGACACCAUAUGCCGGACAUUUUCGAAAGCAGAACUUUCAUUGCACCGACGUGAACAGACGACAAGGACUCAUCUGUCCCUCUUCUGACACCAUAUGCCGGACACAUUCGAAAGCAGAACAGUUCUAUGCGCACUCUCUCUUACAUUCUCACAACCUCUCUAUCAUUGUCUUUUACUCCCUCUUCUUACAUAAGCACUCCCGUUCAAAUUCUUCCACUCUCUCUCACAGUCUUAUACUCUCGCACUUAGACACGACACUCUCUCUUACAUUCUCUCAACCACUCACUCACUUUCUUUUACUGUCACUUUCACUUAUAUACGCACACUCGCUCACAUUCUCUUGCAUUUUCUUUCUCUCACACACAGACACUGUCUCUUUCAGGUACACACUCUUUCUCUUUUACACUUCUUCUCACACGCUUUCUCUCAUCUCUCUCUCUCUCUCUCACUCUCUCACACACAUAAGCACUUUUUCAUACAUUCUUUUUCAUGCACAUACUCUUUUUCACUAUCUCGCAUUCUCUUUUUCUUUUUAUACACAUUCACUCACUCUCUCUCUCGCAUCCUCUAUUUUCCUCUUUCUCACACACGCACGCAUUAACUCUCAACCUCUCACACACUCCCUCUUUCUAUUCACACCCUCACUCUCCCUAUUUCUCUUAACUAAAUAUGUCAUUCUUUUCAAUUUCUGUUUAAUUUUCCCUAUUUUUUAG